ACGGCUCCUCUUGUCGUUUCUACUCCGUCGUCAAGUCCUUGUCAUCAGCUUUGAUCCGGCUAUAACUAUCUCCUCUGUGGACGCAUUUACUUGCUACUGUACCAACUAAGCCGUUAUGGACGUCAAAGCAAUCAACGAAGCGAAGACAGCGCUUCAAAAGGCUGUCGAUACGGGGAAGAACGAGGAAGUCAUCGAUAUUAUCGUACAGUUGAAGAAGGGUGUCAAGCCGACUGAGGCGCUGCUGAGGGAUACAAGGAUCGGAGUCGCUGUUGGAAAGCUGAGAACGCACAAGUCCGACGCCGUCGCCCGUGCCGCAAAAGAACUUGUCGGAGUAUGGCGAAACGUCGUGAAGCCCGCUGAAGCCAAACCUUCUCCUUCAGCUGCUGCUACGCCUUCGGGAAAGUCUGCUACACCUUCGGGAAAGUCUGCUACACCUUCGGCGCCGAUGUCAAAAACAAACUCACAAGCGACGACGGGAGCAUCGCCGUCGAUGGUUAGGAAUGUGGAGACGGAUGGGGUUGCGUCGAAGGUGAUGUGUAGGGAUGACCGGACGAGGAAUCAGUGUAUCAAGUUGAUGUAUGAUGGGUUGGCGUUUGACCAGUCUGCGCCAUCGGAAAUCAUCUUGAAGUGCGCGAUGAAGAUCGACGAGGAGAUGUACAACCUUGUUGGAAAAGAAGUUAACAAAACAUACCGCGACAGAAUGCGCGGUCUUCUCCUCAACCUGAAAGACAAGAAGAACCCGGCACUCCGCGAAGCCGUCCUCAAUGGAAGCAUCAAAGCGGACAGACUUGUGAACAUGAAACCAGACGAGCUCGCAUCAGAAGAGAAGAAACAUGAAGCACAAAAGAUCAAGGAACACAAUUUGUUCUUGGCGCAAUCGGCGACGAACACGGGUGCGGUCACGGAUUUGUUUCAGUGUGGAAAGUGUAAGGAGAGGAAGGUAUCGUAUUACCAGAUGCAGACGAGAUCUGCUGAUGAGCCUAUGACGACGUUUUGUACGUGUACUGUGUGUGGGAAUAGGUGGAAGUUUUCGUAGGUGGUUGUGUUGGGGAGAUUGGUAGCGAGCAGCGCCCAGGCGUGGGAGUUGAGGUCGGCGUUGGCAUGGGCAUGGGCAUUUGGAGCAUGCGACGUGAAGAGAGGAGUUUUACGGUUGCUACUUCUUCGAUUCUACAUGAUAUUAAGAUGAACCGCUGGGCGUUCAACGUGGUGCAGCUGACUGUGGCACGUCGAUCGAGGCCGUUCGAACGAGACCUCUGUUCGGCAGAUGGCCCAGCAACAGAGCGUAACAAUACAUGCCCUUUCCCGU
This is a messenger RNA of Saitoella complicata NRRL Y-17804, 1306 nucleotides long. Its product is annotated as transcription elongation factor S-II. The coding region runs from base 116 to 1036 and encodes 306 amino acids. Gene Ontology annotation, biological process: DNA-templated transcription; transcription antitermination; regulation of mRNA 3'-end processing. The transcript is spliced from 4 exons. Lineage: Eukaryota; Fungi; Ascomycota; Saitoellomycetes; Saitoellales; Saitoellaceae. Gene Ontology annotation, molecular function: zinc ion binding; RNA polymerase II transcription regulatory region sequence-specific DNA binding. The record is from RefSeq and is a predicted model, not a curated record. Gene Ontology annotation, cellular component: nucleus.